AGCCCGCCCUGGGCUCGUGGAAGGGGCGGAGCCGGGAUCUCUCCCGGUCCUAGAGGAGGCGGAAGUGCCAAGCGAGUGCGGGGCCAAGGACACUUACCCGCUGACCCUGUGCACUCAGGUAGAGGCGGCGGCUCCGGGUCCCGGUGGUCCAGUGGGCAGCUCCAGAGGUAGGGCCCAACCCGGGCCUGCGAAGAGAGGCUGAAACAGGCUUGGAGAGGUGAAGAGACUUGCCCAAGGUCACAGCUAGUGUCAGGGAGGGGGGAUUGGAACCCAGACAAUUUGGUGCCUUCCCCACAGUGUCCUGUUGCCAUCUAGGAUCUAGGCAUCCGGUAAUAAAGCCUUGACCUAGUUCAGCAGGAGGAGAAAGGAGGGACCAGAUGAGCAGAAAAUUGGGGAAUGGGAUUCAGAGGUUUUUUGGGGGUACCCAUGAGUCCUGAGAGAAAUUCAGCUGGCCUCGUUUGGGGAGGGUGAAGUAUUUAAUUUUAGAUGUUAGUUCGGGGUGAAGGGUGACAUAGGGGAGCCAAACAGAGCUUCCCUCCAUCUGGGAAAGACUCAAGGCUGGAUCCUGGGGAGAGGAGAUGCCUUCAGAGAUGGGUGCAGGUAGGGGAAGGCAGCCAGAGCCUGGCUCACAGGAAUCCCUCCAAAUGCUGAGCAGACAGAUGUGGGGGCCUCCAUUCGUGGGUGGGAGAACAGACUGAGGAAUGAAUUCUAGGCUGAGAAGGGUUUGAGAAAUUGAGGCCUUGUUUCAUAGAAGGGGAAAAUGAGGCCAGCAAAGUUCUUGUCUAAGGACAUUGCGUGGGUGGAUCACCCAGGACAAUCCCCUGAGUGACAUCUCUGCUGUUCAGCUCUUUCUACUACCUUCAGUGGCUCUCAACCACGGCCGAUUUUGAUAAUGUUUAGAGACAAUUUGAUUGUCACAACUGGAGGAGGUGCUACUAUUGGUAUCUAGUGGGUAGAGACCAGGGAUGCUGCUAACCAUCCUGCAGUUCCCCCACAGCAAAGAAUUAUCCAGAUUCAAUUAUCAAUGAUUCCAAAGCAAUUGAAAUUGUACCUUUUGUUUGUGAAGCUCUACACUUCUCACAAGCUCCCAGGUGACGCUGGUGCUGCUGGGGAUGGAGCACACUUUGAGUGGCAAGAUGUGGGCAUUGGCACCUGGAGAAGGGAGGCACCUGUCCAGGAGCCUCAUGGCUGCUCAGUAGGUGAGCCAGAGCUAGAACCCACGUCUGCUGGCAUCCCUCCCAGCCUGUGACUUCGAAGGCGCGACACACUCCCCAGCCAUGAACUACGUGGGCCAGCUGGCGGGGACCGUGUUUGGGACGGUGAAGGAGCUGUACCAGGGCCUGAACCCGGCCACACUGAGUGGUUGCAUCGAUGUGCUGGUGGUGGAGCAGGUGGACGGCUCCUUCCAGUGCUCGCCCUUCCACGUGCGCUUCGGCAAGCUGGGUGUCCUGCGGUCCCGGGAGAAGGUGGUGGACAUCGAGAUCAAUGGGGAGCCCGUGGACUUGCACAUGAAGCUGGGGGACAGCGGGGAGGCCUUCUUUGUCCAGGAGCUGGAGAGUGAUGAGGAACACGUGCCCCCCCGCCUGUGCACGUCACCCUUACCUUGGGGAGGCCUGUCUGGGUUCCCCUCGGACUCCCAGCUGGGUACAGCCAGCGAAUCCGAGCCCAUCAUCAUGGGUGUGGCCUCCACGGGAAGGAAGAAGAGGCUUCGUAGGAGGAAACCCAGGUGGAAGGAGGACACGGUGGCUGACGAUUCUAGUUCUGAGGAGCUGGAGGCAGGUGCUGAGAGUGAGCUGUCCCUGCUGGAGAAGCCGAGGCUGGAGACCACAGGAUGUGUGGAGACCAGCAAUAUCCAGUUGGAAGAGGAGUCCUCGUCACUGCCUACAGACACCUACCCCUACUCCGAUGGCGAGUGGCCCUCCCAGACCAGCCUUUCGUCGGAAGGGCUAACAUCCCCUAAGAGUGACUCGGAGCUGGAGGUGAAGACCCCGGAGCCCAGCCCCCUGAGAGCUGAGUCGCACAUGCAGUGGGCCUGGGGGAGGCUGCCUAAGGUGGCCAAAGCUGAGAGGCCCAUGUCCUCGAUGGUCCCCGAUGGCAGCACUGGAGCAGCCUCAGCUCAGGGAGACCCUAGCACCCCUGACCUUCGGCCUGACACGGAGGUGCCCACUCUGAUGGGUCCCCCUCUCCCUGCCCCCGAGAGAGAAAAAACCAAGACUCAGAGAUCCGGGGAUGCGGGUCUCUCUCCUGCCUCAAAAUCAUGGAGCUGGGCCGCUCUGGAGGGUCCGGCUCCCACGGGGCCGCCAGAGGGGUUCUCCAGGAGGAAAGGCUCCCUGAAGAGAAGCCAGCACUUGGGCCCCAGCGACAUCUACCUGGAUGACUUGUCCUCUCUGGACUCUGAGAAUGCAGCCCUUUACUUCCCCAAGAGUGACUGUGGGCUGGGGCCCAGGAGGUGGAGUGAACCCGGUAGCCAGAAGCCAAUGGGGGGCCCCAACCCCGAACAGGAACCAGAACCCGCUCCGGACACAGUGGACACGAUAGUGCUGUCUCUCUGUGGAGGACUGGCUGACAGCCGGGACAUUUCCCUGGAGAAGUUCAACAAGCACAUAGUCUCCUACCAGGACCUCGUCCAAAACCCUGGCCUCUUGGACGACCCAAACCUGGUGGUGAAAAUCAACGAGAAGCACUAUAACUGGGCUGUGGCUGCCCCCAUGGUCCUCUCCCUCCAAGCCUUUCAGAAGAAUUUGCCCAAGAGCACCGUGGACAAGCUGGAGAAGGAGAAAAUGCCCAGGAAGGGUGGGCGGUGGUGGUUUUCCUGGCGACGCAGGGACUUCCCGGCCGAGGAGAGGAGCGCCCCGAGGGAGAAGACCACAGCCAGGGAGGCACGGGGGGAGAAGACUGAUGUCCUGAGUAGCGAGGAUGACGCCCCUGAGAGCCCUGUCAUCCUUGAGGCUCCCUCCCUGCCGACCUUGCCUCCAGCCUAUUCUCCUGCCUACAAGAAGUCCCUCCGCCUCUCCUCUGAUCAGAUCCGGCAGUUGAACCUGCAAGAAGGUGCCAACGAUGUGGUCUUCAGCGUGACAACCCAGUACCAGGGUACCUGCCGCUGCAGGGCCACCAUCUACCUGUGGAAGUGGGACGACAAGGUGGUCAUCUCGGACAUCGAUGGUACCAUCACCAAGUCGGACGCUCUGGGCCACAUUCUGCCCCAGCUGGGGAAAGACUGGACGCACCAGGGCAUCACGAGUCUCUACCACAAAAUCCACCUCAACGGGUACAAGUUCCUGUACUGCUCAGCGCGGGCCAUUGGCAUGGCUGACAUCACCAAGGGGUACCUACAGUGGGUGACGGAGCGGGGCUGCGGCCUCCCUAAGGGCCCCAUCCUGCUGUCUCCCAGCAGCCUCUUCUCCGCCCUGCACAGGGAGGUGAUUGAGAAGAAGCCGGAGGUGUUCAAGAUCGCCUGCCUGAGCGACGUCCAGCAGUUGUUUCUGCCCCACGGACAGCCCUUCUAUGCCGCCUUUGGGAACAGACCCAAUGACGUCACUGCCUACCGGCAGGUGGGCCUACCUGAAUCUCGGAUCUUCACAGUCAACCCCCGGGGAGAGCUCAUCCAGGAGCCCAUGAAGAACCACAAAUCCACGUACAAGCGGCUCAGCGAGGUGGUUGAGCUCCUCUUCCCGCCCUUGGACCGUGGCCCCAGCACAGACCUGGCCAACCCUGAAUACAGCAGCUUCUGCUACUGGCGGGAGCCACUGACCACUGUGGACCUUGACACCCUGGCCUGACACCCCUUCCUCCCUGGCCUGGCCCAGAACUGACUGGGAGUCCCAGGACAUCGGGCGUUGGAAGCUGGGUGCCACAGGACCAACCGGACGCGGAGGAGGGGAGAUGAGGGCUGGUUGGCAACCUCUCUCCUCCCUAUCCUGUCUCUUGCCUCUGCUAGCGGAGCUGCAGGGGGUGGGGCCGCUGUUCCCAGCCUCAGCUGGCCUGUGGCAAUUAAAUGACUGUCACCUGGGCCCUUGCCGCGUUCUCUGAGCCCUUGAUGUCUCUGUCCCCAUCACUCUGAGACUUUGCCUCAACUCCUGCUGGGACAGAGAGAAGAGGGAGGCCCCACUGAGGCUUGAGAGCUGUAGGCGCAGGGAAGGUUGGCGGCAGCAGUGGGGCACAGAUUAGCAUCUGGGAGGAACACAAUGUCCCCCCACCCCUUCAGGGAGCCUCUGAGGCCAGACCCUUACAUAGCCCUGGCCCGUUCCCACAGCUCUGGGGCCAGACACCUCAGCAUGUCCCCUGAGGAUGCAGCCCCAAAUCCUGCCAAGCAGGUGGGGUUGGCCUGCCGCCCUCCCCAAGUUCAGUGCCCACACAGCUGCUGAGCAAGCUCUUGCCCAAGGAGCUGUGGGAAGCAGGACUGACACCCGCUGCAGUCAUCCCUCCCACUGUCUUUGGGGAAGAAAGUACCUUUAGUUUAGAAAGGCUAAAAGCUUUAAUCCAGGCCCACCCUCCCCCAACAGCACCAAGUGGAGGGCAGAAUUCCCAAUGUCGAGAAGCCGGAAGGCAGGGCUACUGGAACCUGCAAAACAGCACAGGAGGGCCCCUGCUGCCGUGGGGAAACUGAGGCCAGGCGCCUCAGCAGACAGGCAUCAGGGUCUCUGGGAACUGUGCAGGCCAGAUGAACGCUUGUAUUUUCAGAUUGUUCUCGGUCAUGUUCUACCUGAAUUCCUCAUGACUUCAUGAGCAUCCAGGCGGGGCUGGGUUUGCAAGGAUUCUGGAAACUAGGGCUGGAGCCCUCUCCCUCCAGCCAUGGCCUUCUGCCCAGGGCUUGGCCUCAUUCAGGCCAUGACAUACAUGAGAGUGGCCCUAAAGAUUUCCCCACACACACGGAAAGGAGAGGACUACGUGGGGCCCAGAGUGCCUGAAAACAUCUUUGGGGAAGAGAAGGAAGCGCAUAAAUUGCACGGGAUCCCCAAACAGACCACCUGGGCCCAAUCCUGUCCUCUGGGAAGCGACAGCUCCCUAAGCCCUCACCUGUGGGUGGGUCAAAAGGAAUAAAGAGAACUCGUGCCUGA
Messenger RNA from Myotis myotis, 5057 nucleotides. RefSeq names its product lipin 3 (gene LPIN3). Lineage: Eukaryota; Metazoa; Chordata; Mammalia; Chiroptera; Vespertilionidae. The record is from RefSeq and is a predicted model, not a curated record. The transcript has 23 exons. Gene Ontology annotation, cellular component: nucleus. Bases 1278 to 3779 code for a protein of 833 amino acids. Gene Ontology annotation, molecular function: phosphatidate phosphatase activity; transcription coactivator activity. Gene Ontology annotation, biological process: triglyceride biosynthetic process; fatty acid catabolic process; positive regulation of transcription by RNA polymerase II.